Carassius gibelio (silver crucian carp) is the source of this 5141-nucleotide messenger RNA. RefSeq names its product spondin-1-like. The transcript is spliced from 16 exons. Gene Ontology annotation, biological process: cell adhesion. Bases 190 to 2616 code for a protein of 808 amino acids. Gene Ontology annotation, cellular component: extracellular matrix. The record is from RefSeq and is a predicted model, not a curated record. NCBI's taxonomy places the organism in Eukaryota, Metazoa, Chordata, Actinopteri, Cypriniformes, Cyprinidae.
AGUCCACUCUGAAUGUGCCACUCGAUACAGACGGGCGAUUCCUCACCUCUCUUUCUCUCUUCAGUUCUGUUCAAAAUAACAGGGUGAAGGCGGAUAUAUCAGCAUUUACGUAUGUGUUAUUACAGCCAAGUGUAGUUUCCACUAAGAGUUCAGCACUCUAAAAACACGCUUGUAAGUGCAUAUUCGGAAAUGAAAGUGAAGCGAUCGGAGAUGUGGACAGCCGCUGUCCUGCUGAUGUUAACCUUCUACGUGUGCGCGAGUGUACCCGAGGAGCCCCCGGACAGAGCGGCUCCAUCUGACGGCUAUUGCAGCUGGAUAACGCGGGCUCAGCCUCACGGAGCUGGAAGCAGGAGGGAGGGCUUCAAUGAGUUCAGACUGCGAGUGGAAGGAGACCCGGAGCAUUAUCAACCCGGCAGCACUUACCGAGUAUCCCUGUAUGCAACCAACCCUGCAUACUUCAGAGGCUUUACUCUUAUUGCUCUGAAGGAAGGGCACAAUGGAGACCAAGAGGAGGAUUAUGCUGGAAAUUUUCAGAUAAUCGAUGAGGAAGACACACAGUUUAUGACAAACUGCCCUCCAGCAGUGACAGAAAGCACCCCACGCAGGAGGACCAGGAUACAGGUGUUCUGGACUGCACCCCCAUCAGGCAGUGACUGUGUACUGUUGAAAGCUAGUAUUGUUCAGAGGAAGAUCAUCUCAUUCCAGGAUGAAGGAUCGCUAACGAAGCGGAUAUGUGAGAAAGAGGCAAUUUAUGGAGAAACCACAGACAAACCCCUGCUGGACUGCUGUGCCUGUGGAACUGCCAAAUACAGAGUCACAUUCUAUGGGAACUGGUCAGAGAAAUUGCACCCAAAAGACUACCCAAGGAGAGCCAAUCACUGGUCAGCCCUCAUUGGAGCUUCCCAUUCGAAGAACUAUAUAUUGUGGGAGUAUGGAGGUUAUGCCAGUGAAGGGGUCAAACAGGUUGCUGAACUGGGCUCACCGGUCAAGAUGGAGGAGGAGAUCCGUCAGAAGGGUGAUGAGGUCUUGACCGUCAUAAAGAUGAAGGCCCAAUGGCCAGCCUGGCAGCCCCUUAAUGUUCGAGCAGCUCCUUCAGCUGAGUUCUCAGUGGACCGAACACGUCACCUAAUGUCCUUUCUGACCAUGCUGGGUCCCAGUCCUGACUGGAACGUGGGUCUGUCAUCAGAGGACCUCUGCACCAGAGAGUGUGGCUGGGUCCAGAAGGUGGUUCAGGACCUCAUUCCAUGGGAUGCGGGUACAGACAGUGGGGUCACUUACGAGUCUCCCAACAAGCCUGCAACACCUCAGGAGAAAAUUCGUCCCCUCACAAGUUUAGACCAUCCACAGAGCCCUUUCUACGACCCAGAGGGUGGCGCAAUCACUCCUGUGGCUAGAGUUGUGGUAGAAAGAAUUGCUCGCAAGGGUGAGCAGUGCAACAUUGUGCCGGAUAAUGUGGACGACAUUGUGGCUGACAUUGCCCAGGAGGAAAAAGAAGAAGAUGACACUCCAGAGACAUGUAUCUACUCCAACUGGUCUCCGUGGUCCGCGUGCAGCUCCUCGACAUGUGAGAAGGGGAAAAGGAUGAGGCAGAGGAUGCUGAAGGCACAGCUGGAUCUCAGUGUGCCCUGUCCGCAUACUCAAGACUUUGAGCCGUGCAUGGGGCCCGGCUGCAGUGAUGAGGAUGCUUCCACGUGCAUGAUGUCGGAAUGGAUCACAUGGUCACCAUGCAGUAUGUCUUGUGGAGCAGGUGUGCGUUCUAGGGAGCGCUAUGUAAAACAGUUUCCAGAUGAUGGCUUUGCUUGCACUCAUCCCACUGAAGAGACAGAGCCAUGCACUGUCAAUGAGGACUGCUCUCCAAGCAGUUGCUUGGUUACUGAAUGGGGUGAAUGGGAUGCAUGCAGCGCCACCUGUGGGCUUGGCAUGAAAAGACGGGAGCGGAUGGUGAAAAUGCCCCCAUCUGAUGGCUCCAUUUGUGGGGCUGAGGUGGUGGAAGUGGAGAAGUGUAUGAUGCCAGAAUGCCAUACAAUCCCAUGUUUACUGUCCCCCUGGUCGGACUGGAGCGAUUGCAGUGUGACGUGUGGUAAAGGCACACGGAUGCGUCAGCGUAUGCUCAAAUCACCUGCAGAGUUGGGAGAAUGCAAUGAGGAGCUGGAACAGAUGGAGAAAUGCAUGCUGCCAGAGUGUCCGAUGGAUUGUGUGAUGACAGAGUGGUCCGAGUGGUCAGAGUGCAGUAAAUCCUGUGGGAAGGGUCACUUGAUCCGCACACGCAUGAUCACUCUGGAUGCUCAGUUUGGUGGGGAUCCGUGCCCCGAGACCACACAGAGAAAAACAUGCAAGAUCAAGAAGUGUAAUCAAGGAGGCAUAAACAGUGAAGAGAGGAAGAGGCGCAAGGAAGACCGUAAGAAGAGGAGGAACAAACAGGGAAGGGAGGAGAGUGCCGAUGACCUCGCAGGAUGCAAAAUGAAGCCGUGGUCUGCAUGGACUGACUGUACCAAGCUGUGUGGUGGGGGAAUCCAGGAGCGUUUAAUGACUGCCAAGAAGAGAUACAAGAAUGCACAACUAACUAGCUGUAAAGACCGAAAGGAGAUACGGGCCUGCAAUGUCCAUCCCUGCUAGGGCAGUAUUUGAGUGGGCUUGCGUGAUGGGACCCAAACUAGAUUAUGAACAGACUGUCACACACUGUCUUGCAGUUAUUUAAUGCACUCUGUUUGGGAUUGGAAAACUGCAAAAGGUAGUCUGUAAUUUUUACUUUUAUUUUCUAGAAUUUAUAGUGACCCAGGCAUUAUCUAGCCUGUAAAGGAAUAGGAAACCAAGAGGGAAGGUGCUCAGAGUUGCAAUGUACUGUACAAAUUUGGAUGUAUUAAUAUGCAUUAGUAUUUGAGAGUAACAGUCCUCUAUCGAACUUUGAAGAGGGAGUUCUUUUGAAUAUUGAUUUUUUCCAUGGAGUAUCAAAGAUUAAUGUGUUCUGACAUGAAAUUCAAAACAAAUUUCUCCUUUUAUACUCUGUGAUCCAAACACUCACACAUAAAAAAGAAACACUGACAGCUACCCAUGUUCACUUUUACCCUAUAAUCAAAAUGAUCAGAGGAGCUACAUUUAGAUGCAUGCAAACCAUUCAUUCAGGAUAUCUGAAAUGUUGUGGCCAUAAAUAUCUAGUUUUUUUUUUUUUUUUUUUAUUAUUGCUUUGUAGCCUGUGAAUGCUAAUUUUAGACAAAAAAAUUCAGAUGGCACUUAGAGGCUUUUGCAUAUGAACUAGGUAUUAGUAUGUAACAUUUUAGGUACAACAAAAUAUACAAAAACUGAACAAAAUCCUACAUUUGUGCAUUUUAAUAGACACUGCAAUGUACAAUAUGGGCAUAUUAACAACAUCUAAACUGUAAACACGGUAACAUAUUUACACAUACAGAAGUGUGACAUAAUUUCAAAUAUUUUAUCAUAACUAUAUUUGUAUAGUUAAAUUUUUACCAUUUCAUUUAUGUUUUAGAUUCCUUGACCUACCACAAACCUAAUCGUAUGUAUGAAACAUAAAAAAGGCAGCACCAAAGCAGCCCACAUGUCUAAUGUGUUUCUCUGUUUCUUGCUGAAAAUCACAUUCCAAUAUAUUUAAGGCACACAUAUUUUGUUCAAAUGCAUAUAUUUUAAGGUUUAAAGUUUUUUUUUUUUUUUUUUUUUUUUUUUUACUUUAUUUAAUGCGAUUUAAAACAUAAUCUGAUCAUAAAUACAAAAUCUAACAAUUAAUUACAUACAUUCAAUAGUCCUAAUUAAGUAUUUAUAGACAUGCUUUUAUACAAAGUUUUUCAUAUGUAAAUAUUUUGAUUUAGAUGCUAUUAAUACAUCAGUAUUGUACAUUUUAUUUUAUGUGCAAAUGGUAGAUCCACACUUUGCAGUAAUUUAAGUAAAAAUACUCACGAGAUGAUGUUAACAUACUGCACAAUUUAUUACAAAAUUGUUUACUUGCAUCUAAAGAGGGCUAUUCUGCUUUGACAUCCUCAGUAAAUUUAGCUUUUUAUUUUAUUUAGCGUUUCAAUAUAAAGUGGUCCAAAAAGUGUUUUGACACCCAGAGUCAUACUUGAAAUGAAUGAUUUUUCAUUGCACUGGAAAAUACAAUUUCAAACCAAAUGGCAUCUGAAAACGAAUGUCAGAGAAAUACAAGUACUCACAAGUAGCAGAGCAAACUUUUUUUUUUUUUUCAAUUUUAAUCCUGAAAAAAAAAAAAAUUGCUUUUACAAAGGUUUGUUUAUGUGUGUGUGUGUGUGUGUGUGUGUGUGUAACAGUAACAACCAUACAUUUAAAGUAUGCUUACACAGUCUUGAUGUUUUGGGGGAAUAUCACAACGCUAAAUAUUACUUACAAAUAGAGAGGAGAAAAAUAUUAACAUGAGUUGUCGGAAACAGAUCUUUGGAUUUCAAAGCAAACUUCCUUUCAGCAUAACCUUUAUGCAUUACAAGAGAAGGGAAGCUCAUUCAAUAUUCCAGUCAGUAUGAUGUACAGGUAAUAUAUGCAGUUAGGUCAAAAUAAAUAAAUAAAUAAAAAACCUUCCAAGACCUAGUCAUCUAUACUUCUAUACUUUGCCCGUAUAUUUGGCCUUUUAUAAAUCAGGCCCUAGCUGGUAUAUCGUUUGAUUUUUAAUAUGUUCUUUGCCCAGAAGUAUUGCCAUGUUUGCAAACCAGCUUUUACAUGAUAACUGUAAAAUAGUUUUGGGGAAAAUAUAAUAUUCUUGAGUAAAGAUUAUGGCCAUAAGCCAGUUAAAAUAAUUGAUGGAUCUGUUGUCUUCUGUGAUGAUUUCUGGUGCAAUUUUAGACUAAAAGCACAUAUAAUCAGCCAUUCCAGGAUUUUGUAUGUCUCGUGUGAAAUGAAUGCUGUCUAUGGUCCAAUGAUCUGUUAUGAUUUUGUUCCUCGCUGUAAGACAUGUAGACAGCGUUUAACUGAAAUGUGUUAAUUUGUUGGAUUUUGAUUUACUUUGGUUUUAUCAACCCUUUCUGAUAAUGGUCUUUUUUAUAAGAAAUUAUUCUUACCAAAGUCUUGCAUAGAUGUUUUGUAGUUGUCUCUCUUCCUUGUUGCUCCUCUGAUUCAUGAUCUAUGAUUCAUACUUUUUAAAUAUUUAACCUUUACAAUAAAAGGAAAUGUAACAAAGUGCCUAA